CUCGGCGCUCACGCGAGAUCGCGGGCGACGACGGAGGCGCAGGGGGAAGGGGACGGCGGUGUUGUUUGUUUAGGUUUCCGCAGGCAAAAUGGGAACGUUUCUCUGUUUUGAUUGUCUUCCCGCACUGGUUGUCCUCCUCGCGUGCGCGUCCGCGUCCGCCGAUGUGUUCGACAGCGUCCUGGGGAAUACGGCGUCCUGUCAUAAAACGUGCCAAAUGACGUACAGUUUGCACACUUACCCGCGGGAGGAGGAACUCUACGCCUGCCAGAGAGGCUGUCGCCUCUUCUCCAUUUGCCAGUUUGUAGGCGAAAACGAAGACUUAAACAAGACCAAGUCCGAGUGUGAAUCAACGUGCCGAGAAGCCUACCCCCAGUCAGAUGAGCAGUAUGCAUGCAGCCUCGGCUGUCGGAGUCAGCUUCCAAUUGCAGAACGAAGGCAGGAGCAGUUGUUGGCCAUGAUGCCCAGGAUUCACCUGCUGUACCCCCUUGCCCUGGUCAGAGGGUUUUGGGAGGAUAUGAUGAGUCAGGCUCACAACUUCAUCACUUCCUCAUGGACAUUCUACCUCCAAGCUGAUGAUGGCAAGGUCGUCAUAUUCCAGACUGAACCGCAAAUCCAGAUUAUUCCCCAAUUUGAGAUGCAGAAGGACGUCAAAGAAGAUCCGCAGAAGACAGGUUUAAGCAGCCCUGUUUACAAAGACUACCAUCACACCUUUAUCCAGGAGAGGGGCAGGGACAUGUUUCGGGACCGUGACAUCGAUGAGGAUGACUACAACCUCUUCAGCUGUCUCUCAAGAAAUCCUUGGCUACCAGGAUGGAUUCUGACUACAACCAUGAUCCUAUCUGUGCUAGUCCUGAUCUGGAUUUGCUGUGCCACAGUGGCAACUGCUGUUGACCAAUAUGUACCUGCAGAGAAACUGAGCAUCUACGGUGAUAUGGAUUACAUGAAGGAACAGAAGCUGACUCCAUACCCUGCAUCCUCCUUGGUGAUCAUCACCUCCACAGGGCAGGAAGAGGAGGCCGGCCCCCUCCCUUCCAAAGUCAACCUGGACCAGUCCAACAUCUAGAAGCUUAAGUGGCAAAAGAGCAGGGACAUUGUUCUUGAUAAAUAAUAAUGAAGUUGACUUUUAUCCACCUCUGGCGCAAGGUCCCCACUUCUAGCUUUCUAAAUAGGGAUAGCUACUUCCUGCACAUUUUAUAUGACUUCGGUUUAAUGUCUCAUCACUCUAUCAAGCUUCUGCGAUGGGGGUGUUUGAGCGAUUUUUUUCUGUAUAUUGGUAUAAUUGAGGCAUUACCAUGUAACAAUGGCGAUAUGAGGCAAAUAGAUUUUUGGAUUUUUCUCCUAUUUUGUUGUUAGCAUUUGGCCUUCAUUGGUGUUGCUAUUUUAUUGAAUAAUGAUGUGUUAAUACACGACUUGUGACUUGAAGUACUCCAGUUUUCACUGAAACUCUAAACCUUUGAUGAAACUGAUUUUGGUUUUUAGCUGAUUACGCUGAUAUUGCUCACUCUCCUUUUGUGUUGUGUUUCUACUGCAGUGGGUUUCAUAUUAGAAUCCUGUUGAAUUAUACGAUAUAAUACUAUGCUCUAAAUCCGUAUUAAAAGUGACAGUGCAUAGGUCUUCGUAACUUCACUCUUGUCCUUUCUCAAAUGAAAACAGGUUCUUAAAUAAAAUGUGGCA
Molecule: messenger RNA, 1674 nt
Organism: Lampris incognitus (smalleye Pacific opah)
Lineage: Eukaryota; Metazoa; Chordata; Actinopteri; Lampriformes; Lampridae
Gene: tmem59
Product: transmembrane protein 59
Exons: 8
Coding region: 89-1063 (324 amino acids)
Biological process (GO): positive regulation of autophagy
Cellular component (GO): late endosome; lysosome
Source: RefSeq, a predicted model, not a curated record